Messenger RNA from Dioscorea cayenensis subsp. rotundata (Guinea yam), 1761 nucleotides. RefSeq names its product probable WRKY transcription factor 3. The record is from RefSeq and is a predicted model, not a curated record. Gene Ontology annotation, molecular function: DNA-binding transcription factor activity; sequence-specific DNA binding. The transcript has 4 exons. Gene Ontology annotation, biological process: regulation of DNA-templated transcription. Bases 168 to 1538 code for a protein of 456 amino acids. NCBI's taxonomy places the organism in Eukaryota, Viridiplantae, Streptophyta, Magnoliopsida, Dioscoreales, Dioscoreaceae.
UUUUCCAUUUAAUUUUCUCAAUAUUUCAGCUCAUCUCCAACUUCUUCUUCUUCUUCUUCUUCUUCGAUUUCUCUCCGUUUUCUCAAGGAUUUCUCCAAGAAAUCCAGCUGAAAUCGGACAAAGAUCUUAGAAAGUUGUCAACUUUGUAGCUCUAGAACUCGGAUUCCAUGCCGGGAAGCGACGACGCGGCGGCUGCGCCGUCGUUUAGCUCGAUUGAGAGCUUGUUCCGAGGUGCCACGCUGGAUUUCAGCCCCGGUCCGAUGACGCUGCUCUCGAGCUUCUUCGGCGAAGAUUCCGAGCUGGAUUGCCGCUCCUUCUCGCAGCUGCUCGCCGGCGCCGUCGAUAGCUCCUCUCUGGCGCAGCCGUCCAUGGAGGCUGGUUCGAGAUUGGAUCUUCGCCGACCACCGGAGUUUCCCUUAGGGCAUGAGGAAUCGCCGGUGUUCACCUUGCCUCAGGGGAUUAGCCCUACUUCUCUUCUGCUUGAUUCUCGAGGGUUUUUCUCCUCAUCUGGAACGUUCGGUAUGUUGGAUCAACAGGACUUGCAGUCUAAUACUGACAUCGGUGUUCCUCGAGCUGAAUAUCAAUCUCUAACGACUUCGCAAACUUCAAGCUCUGCUAUCAACAUGAUGCCAAUCCAACAGAACUUGUUUCCGGAUCAAAGAUCUCAGGUUGUUGUCGAUAAGCCUGCCGAUGAUGGCUAUAAUUGGCGAAAAUACGGGCAGAAACAAGUGAAGGGAAGUGAGUAUCCUCGGAGUUAUUAUAAGUGUACUCAUCAGAAUUGUCCUGUUAAGAAAAAAGUCGAACGAGCUAUGGAUGGUCAGAUAACUGAGAUAAUCUAUAAGGGUCAGCAUAAUCAUCCGAAGAUUGCAGCAUAUAAGCGUGUUAAGGAAGGUGGUGGUGUUAAUGAGUUGAAUGAGAAUUAUGAGAAUGAUAAUUCUGGUGUUUCAAUGUCAAAGAGAGAUCGGGAAUAUGGCAAUGGUACAUCUGAACAGUUAUCUGGUUCAAGUGACGAUGAAGAUGAAGUAGAUGAAACUGAGGGAAAGACUGAUGUAGGCACUGAUUGUGAGCCGAAUGCAAAACGAAUGAAUGUGGAUGGAAAGGUGAUUGAGUCGAAUUCUUCACACCGGACAGUAACAGAGCCGAGAAUUAUUGUGCAAACUACUAGUGAAGUUGAUCUUUUGGAUGAUGGUUAUAGAUGGCGCAAGUAUGGUCAGAAAGUAGUGAAAGGAAAUCCUCAUCCUAGGAGUUAUUAUAAGUGCACUAAUGCAGGAUGCAAUGUCAGGAAGCAUGUCGAAAGAGCUUCAUCGGAUGCCAAAGCUGUAAUAACAACUUAUGAAGGGAAACAUAAUCAUGAAGUACCUGCUGCUCGGAACAGCAGCCAUGUUACUAAUUCUGCAAACGGCAAUGUUCUGCAACCGAAAGCACAAAGGAUGACUUCUACCAAUCCGACGGCCUACUUCAGUAGACCGAAUUUCAAUGACAAUGAUCAACGGUCGGUUGCACUUCUGCAGAUGAAACAAGAGCAUGAAGUAGCUUAAUUUUGCAAAAAUUCUCAUUAGAAGUUGAUGAUGUUUAAUGUUUAUCGACAAAUGAAACAAGUUCUUCACAACCGGAUGUUGAAAAUUCUUGAAAUACUCUCAAAUACUUUGUGAUCGAGCUCGUUUAUUUACUUUAUACAAGACGUAACUGUAGGGUACAAAACCGAUGUAUUUUAUUCUGAAACUGGAUCAUCAAAUCACAUUUAUGAAUUGGAAGUUUACA